CUCAUAGAGUGGCAUUCGAAGUGAUUUUCAUCAUCUUCAAGGUUGUUUUACAAGUAUUAGACUCUAUAUAAAGGAGAUGAGAUGACACUGUGAGUUUUGGAAAAAGGAAUCAAUUACUGUUCCAUAAUCCAUACUGUUUCUGUAUCAGACUCUAUAAAAUAAAAUACAAAAUGAUGGGAAUAGCUAGAGUGUGCUCUAGAUUAGUGCAAGCACUUGGAGUUACAGGACCAAGAUCAGGCUGCGCUGAUUCCAAUCCAAGUUGCAAACCCAACAAUGCACCUCAAGUUGACGACUUGAUGAUCAGAGCCUUAACUGCUGUGUUUGGAAUGCAAAAUGAUGGCAAAAUAAAGAAGCAGAAUGCACGCCAAGUGGUGGAGAAGCUCGGUCUGAUAUACAUGGAAGAAGAAGACGGUGAUGAAAUGGCGGUGGAGGAAGUGCUUAGUGGACUGGAAAAAGGGUCAGACCGACAUGAUUUGCUUCUGGAAGCUUUCAAAAUAUUUGAUGAAGAUGGGAAUGGCUAUAUUGAAGCAGCGGAGCUGAGAAGGGUGUUGCAGUGCUUAGGUCUCGACAAGGGCUGGGAUCUCUCCGAUAUUGAGAAGAUGUUGAAGGUUGUGGAUUUGAAUUUGGAUGGAAAGGUUGACUUUUCUGAGUUUGAAUGGAUGAUGAUGGCGACAAGUUAAAUUUUCAUUUUUUCUUAUUGAUGUUUCA
Messenger RNA from Jatropha curcas, 708 nucleotides. Its product is annotated as calmodulin-like protein 3. NCBI's taxonomy places the organism in Eukaryota, Viridiplantae, Streptophyta, Magnoliopsida, Malpighiales, Euphorbiaceae. The record is from RefSeq and is a predicted model, not a curated record. Gene Ontology annotation, molecular function: calcium ion binding.